Molecule: messenger RNA, 5278 nt
Organism: Polyodon spathula (Mississippi paddlefish)
Lineage: Eukaryota; Metazoa; Chordata; Actinopteri; Acipenseriformes; Polyodontidae
Product: oral-facial-digital syndrome 1 protein homolog
Exons: 22
Coding region: 485-3562 (1025 amino acids)
Biological process (GO): epithelial cilium movement involved in determination of left/right asymmetry
Cellular component (GO): centrosome; ciliary basal body
Molecular function (GO): protein binding
Source: RefSeq, a predicted model, not a curated record
AGUCAAAAUAUAUCGUUAAAUAAUUGUCAUAAUUGUAUUGAUACAUACUAUUUUUAUUUUUUUAUUAAUCUUGUUUACGUGCUUUUGACAGUUGACAUUGGACUAGUUGCAACUGCAAAAAUGUGUCCAAUAACAUUUACAUGUACAAGCGCUGUAGUUAUAAUGUAAGAUUGUGCUGCCAUUUUAGUUUGUGUGGUGGCUACUUUAGAUAUACUCCCUCUAGCCCUGGACAUAUUAUUACUGAUUGGCUAGAGAACGUUUUUAUUUUGUCAUUGGCGGGGGCACAAACGAUCAGUAAAAAUAUAAAACAUGGAAGAUCCACCAAGAAAAUGUAUUGAUUGUGCAACACGUUUAAAUACAACCAUUAAAGGCUGAGAACGUGUUGUUAGUUGUAAAACAAAGAAUGUUAUAGUGGUAGUUAAAAAGAGAUAGGGGUUGAUGUUUCUACAUCUCUUUUUAAAUUACAGUACAAGUUAAAAAAAAAAUGUCUGCCAUGAAGGAUGAAACAGUUUCACCCGAUGAACUACGGAAAAGGCUUUACCAGACAUUUAAGAACCGUGGGGUUUUAGAUGCCUUGAAGACACAGCUUCGGAAUCAGCUAAUACAUCAACUAAAGCACCCAGUGUUGAGUGGAGAGGUGCCCCCACAACCAGUUCCUGUGGAAGCUGAUUCUGUCCUGGUCCAAGCCUCCAACAGUUUGGUAGUAGAUCACUUGCGCAGAUGUGGAUAUGAGUACUCCUUGUCUGUUUUCUAUCCAGAAUGUGGUCUGGAAACAGAUAAGGUAUUUUCAACAAGAGACCUGCUUCAGCUAAUGAAUGUCAGUCCUAGAUCAAUGAUGUAUAAAUCUCUUACCUCUACUGUGCAAAAUGAAAAUAAGAAAGGUUUCCUGAUGAAGCUGCUUAUUGAGUUGACUGAUCACCUGCAUAAAGCACGCAAAGAUGCAGAUACACAGACAGACUCCACCCCACAUUACAGGGAAUCACUUGCUGACAAAAUGCAGAUGAUUGAUGACCAGUUUGCAGUUCUAUAUCAGAAAGGAAGCAGGUGUGAAUCUCUGGAAGCAAAACUUUCAGAAUAUCGGAAGGAAAUUGAAGGACAGAUUCAAGCAGAAAUGGACCAAAAGUUACAGCAUUUCAGAGAGGUUGAACUAGCCAAACUGAGGAUGGAGGAAAAGGAAAAAUCCCACAAAGAAGUGUCACAGUUGAAACGGGAGCUGGAGAGAACCUACCAGACUAAGUCUGAUGCUUUGAUCAGCCGGGAGAAGAAUUCUAUUGAACGACUGCAGAAGCAACAGGAGAUUGAGGAAAAAGAAAUCUAUACCCAAAGGCAGUCGUUGCUGAAAGAGAUUGAAACUCUGAGGAACAGAGAUGCAGAACUGAAGCAAAGAACGGAAGCGUUUGAAAUGAAUUGUAAAUUGCAAGAAGAGAAGAAUAAGAGUAUAGAAGAGGCUCUCAGACGACGAGAGCUUGCAGUUAAAACUAUUGAAGACACCUACAAUCAGAAACUAAAAACUGAACUGCUAAGGUAUCAGCUUGAACUGAAAGAGGACUAUCUUAAAAGAAGUGAAAAAGUCACAGAAGAUGAGAAAUGGAAUAGAGCUGAUGCUGCACGUUUACGUGAGGAAUCUGCAGUUAUCAAUUCAAAUAAAGAGGAACACAGGCAUGCUUUAGCUGAAUUAAGGAAACUUCAGGUGGAUUUGAAUUCUGCUAGUUCCCAGAUAUAUCUGCUAACGCAACAAAAUGAGCUGCUGAAGGAAAGACUGAAUGAGACUAUGGACUACCCCCUGCUGAAGAGGGAGAGACUGGAGCUGCAGACUCAGUUAAAACUGCUAAAGAGGCAACUUGAAGAGGCCCAUGAAGAGAACUGCAAGCUCAAAGAAGAAUUUAGAUGGCCUACAUCUGAAUACUUGGCUCUCCAAGCUGAGUUGAGGAGAGUAGCAAAUGCAAGAAAACUGGACGAAGAGGAAUUUGAAAGUCAGAAACAGGUGUUGGAGGGGCAGCUACAAAAGGAGGUUGAGCACUCUGCACAGAUAAAGGCCCAGCUCAUAGAAUGUGAGGAGAGAGCACAAUGGCUAACUAUCCAGGUUGAAGAUGUGAAACUCCAGCUACAACAGACACAGCUAGCUCUGGAGAAUGAAGUGUUCCGCAAUCCAAAGCCCUCUCUUGUUGACCGCUCUGUCCUUGACCUCACAGCUGAUAAGGUUGUGCCCCCUGAUAUUUAUGUAGAUGGUCCUUUACUGAGGGGCAGGCCAGCGUCCGAGGAUGUCCUCUUCGAGCCUGUCGGCUCAAGAUCCUGCAGGUAUUCCAGGACUUGGACUGUGUCACAGGAUUCUGGUACUGAGCUGGUAGCUGGUGCCCAGGCACGAAUUAAGGAACUAGAAAAGGAGGCUGAAUCUUUAGAAGAGGCCUACAGGAACUACCAGCACAGGGCCAUCAAAGCAGCCAUAUCCAGCAUUCAACCAGCUAGACCUUGGUCUCCCCCAGAAACUCUCAGUAUUCCCAGCAGGAGCCCAUCUGCCUCCCAUAACCGAGUCACAUUCGCAGACGAAAUGCUUCCAUCUCAGGAGCUUCAGCUGAUGGCAUUAAGAGGCACACUGUACGAUGCACUGAACCUGAAUAGAGCUGGGAUGCAAGGACAGGAGACCCCAUCUGUGCAGAACUCCUUCCCUCCCAGACGACUCUCCUCCACGCCCCUUUCACUGUCCAAAAGACAGGAAAGCAGAAGGCUUUUGCAAGAUCAAGAGGGUUCAUUUCUUACACCCUGUCACCGCUCCCCUGAACGGCAGAUAUCUCCAAUUCCUUCCAACGCAUACUCUUCAACAGUUGUCUGUGCUGCUGACACAAAUUCUCCCGGUAGCCCAUCAUUGAAAAACACUGCUAGAGAACACAGCAGCUCACAAAAAAAACUUGAAGAGGUUUCUAGCCCAGAUUCUUCACCACACCCUGAAAAAUUAACAUUUGAGGAUCUCGCAGACUCUAUGGAAGAUCACAGUGACAUUCCAGAGCAGCUUGAGGACGAUGUGUCCCAUCAAUCUGAGGACCAGAUGAAUAGGCUCAGUGUCACCACCCCAGAGCCAGUAGCUGCUACUUCACAGCAAGACCACACAAUAGAUCAGAACAUGAAAGAAGAGGGAGAGAGACAGAAGAGGGAGGACAAAGAAAAAGAAGAGAGAAAAUGGGAACUGGAAAGAAUGAAUAGAGAAGAAAAAAGAAUACAGGAGAGGCAAGCAGCCUGGGAGAGAGAGCAGAGGGAACUGGAACGACUAGAGCAGGAGAGAAAGUUGAUUGAAAAUGCACAACAGCACGAAGACAAAAAAGGAGAAACAGAAGUGGGGAAGACAGAGUCCAAAAUGUCUGAAGCAGAAGACAAUUCUUCAGGCAAUAAUGCUGAUCCUGUUGAAAAGUACCUGAAAAUAGUCGAGCAGCAUAAACAGCCAGAACUGGACCAGAGUUUGAGGAGGGAGGCUGCAGAGCAGAGCUCUAUUCAUGAUAGACUAUCUGAUGAAAAAGAUGACAGUAUUGCUAACAUUUCACAUGAAGAUGCAAAUGAGGAUUUCUGGUGAAUCUUUUGUGCAGUCACUGUCUGGACCGGGGUAUGAUGUUCAUGUAUUAAUUUUACAAGGUUUAUGUGUUUGUAUUUUUGUGACUUUUUUUUUUAAUGUUCCAUUUUUUAACUAUGAAGAUGCAUAGUGUGAUUUAUAUUUGUACAUGUAAACAAUAAAAAAACACUAUUCUAACCUUUAUCUUAAAUUGUCAUGCAUACAGAGUAAAAUGUGAGUUCUAUGGAUUUAUACCAUGCAUGUGUGUCUUAACAUAUUUGUCCAGUUCAUCCCAAAUUGAGUAAGGCAUCCCUUUUUUAUGAAUUGUUAAAUAAUUCAUAGUUUAACAAUCAGCUGCUGUCCAUAUGGCUCUGCAGAAAAAGAUCUGAACAAGAUACCCAUAUUACAUUGGAGUGUCCCAAUACUUUUGCCACCCAAGGCAUACUGUACCCCUGUACCAUGAUGCUGCAUCUUCCCUGCAGCAUAUUACCAGGCUACCACCCACAAAGAGGAUUAUGUAUUUUUUUUUCUUAGCCUUGCCUUGCCAUCUGGGUAGCAGUUGAUAAGAAGGGUUUACCUCACAGCAAAGAAAGCAAUGAGCAGCUUGCCUUUAGGCUACAGUAUCUAUUUGGUGCAAUGAAGGGUUAUUACCCCUUCCCAUUUACCAGGUGAUUUCCUUUGAGUUGCAGCAGACACAAAUAAAUAAAUAAGUGAUUCUGAUUACUGAAACUUUCUGGCAGCAUCUACAGAAAAUAAAAACACAUUAUCUUGCUGGGAUGUUCAGAAAUAAAGAAAAUGUGUAUAUGAUGAACCCCAGAUUAAAAGGAAUAUAGAUAUUCACUCAGUUCAAUAAACACAGUUUAAUAAAAUGUUCUACCGGUAAAUAUAUUUAAAUUAAGGGCUUGUAGAAUUUCAGGACAACAUUAGGCUAUUGCAAUAAUGUGUUUUAGGUGUCCAGUGACUGGAGGUUUGAUUGAAUAGCACAUAUAUAAUUGAACCACACAAUUCCCUACCUCUUAUUGCUUGAAUAUUUGUGUGUGAGUGCCCUGUGUGUCAGUCAACACUUGAUAAUAAAGUUACUUGAUGUAUACUUGUAACUGUCAACACCUUGAUGGGCUGAAUUUGUUUUUAAUUUUGCAGAUGUGUUCUGUUACCACAUGAUAAAUAAUGAUUUAUACACUUAGUUCAACAUGAUGAUGGUCCUGUUACGUUUAUAUGAAUGCAACUUAAGUUUUUCUUUGACUUUCAUUGUGAUUGGGGUAUCAUCGGCCACAUAUUGACAUCAGCCCUUCACAUUUUUCAUUCGGAUUCUGGACAUUAAAAAAGAAAAGAGCAAAACACUUGUCAUAUAUGUAAUAGCCAGAACUAAAGGAUUACUUUUAAGAGAACCAUUUCCCUUGCUAAUAUAAAACCUCAACUUAAUCUGUCUGAUUUGAUCUAUUUGGAAGACCUGUUAUCUCAAACACUAUGCGCUCAAUAGUUAUUCCUUUAACAACUGUCUUUGAGCUGCACAAUGUACAGCUAAUGAGAAAUAAAGGAUCAUUAUAUAAUAAGAAAUGCUAACCCAAAAUGUUUUAUCUACAAAUGUUUAAUAACUGCUUGAAUAAAACCACAAGGAAGCCCUUGGCACGCAUAGAAAAUAUUGAUUUACUAUUAGUUUACAAAAUUGGUACCUUUUUGACUUUUUUGAAAAAAAAAAAAAAAAAAAAAAAAAAAUGCAAUAAAAAAGGUCUAUUAAAC